Molecule: messenger RNA, 3779 nt
Organism: Hemibagrus wyckioides
Lineage: Eukaryota; Metazoa; Chordata; Actinopteri; Siluriformes; Bagridae
Gene: cass4
Product: Cas scaffold protein family member 4
Exons: 7
Coding region: 203-2521 (772 amino acids)
Biological process (GO): cell surface receptor protein tyrosine kinase signaling pathway; cell migration
Cellular component (GO): plasma membrane; cytoplasm
Molecular function (GO): protein binding
Source: RefSeq, a predicted model, not a curated record
AGUCUCAGAGAGUGUUGUGCGAGUGUGUGUGAGUGUGUGUGCGCGCGCGCGCGCGAGAGAGAGAGUGUGUGUGAGCGAGACAGAUCAACAGCUACAGGGUGAUUUGUUUCAGUGAAAGAAAGUAGACUUUAAUUCAUCUGUCAGACAUGUUUAAGCUCUGAAUUAACCUCUGGGUGGAAUUUUACUUUACUCUUCAUCAGACAUGGAGACCAUCCUGGCCAAAGCACUCUAUGACAACACAGCUGAAAGCCCAGAUGAGCUGGCCUUCCACAAGGGUGAUCUUGUUGUGGUGAUAGAGCAAACGGUUGAGGGCAGUGUGGGCUGGUGGAAAUGCUCUCUAAAUGGCCAGGAAGGCUUGGCACCGGCUAAUCGACUACAACUCCUCUCACCUUCAGAGAGUAUUUAUCAAACUCCGCGGCCAGCAGAAGCAAACCUGACUUAUGAGAUCAUGGAUAAAGGCAACAAGGUGCCGUUCUCACACAUAGCUCACAGUCCUGUCCAUUUCCAAAGGAAAUCUGAAUCUCUGGAUAGAAACUUCUGUCUAAAUAAGAUACAUGAUGGCUUCGGUCCCAGUGCAGAUAUGUAUGCUGUUCCUAAUCUUGGGAGAAAAGUCUCAUUGUACACACACCAAUCACCACAGCCUGUACUAAGGAAUACACCAGCCAUCACUCACAAUAGAUCCGAAAUCAUGAAUAACAGCAAAUCCACACCAUCUGAGAUGUAUGCUAUACCAGCCACACACUCCAAAGAUCCCAAUUAUGAUAUUCCCGUUCCAUCCAAAAGUGAGCCACACCUCAAGUCACUUUCCUACAACUCUUUGCCUAAUCCACGGAAGUGUGAGCAGAUAUACGAUGUCCCUGUUGCUUCGGAAAUGCCCGUCAAUGCACGUGGUUUCUUUGGCACAAUGCCAUCUAAAGGUGCACAUACUGGAAAAGAGGUCUAUGAUACUCCACCAUCAUGUGUUCGUCCUGCAGCAGGUCCUGGUAGCUGCGUCUAUGAUAUCCCAAAAUGUAGUGUGAAAGCACAACAAACGACAGACUCCAACCCCAAACAGGAAGAAUGCAUCUAUGAUGUACCACCUAGCAUCAACAAAAGAGAACCUCUUCUGAAUGUACUAACACUCCCGAAACAAAACGUUACAAACCCAGUUGAUUCUGAAAAUGCUUCUAAACCUCUCGAAUACAGGUGCAAAACUGGACCAAGACCUGGACGUUCAUCAUGGGGCAGACAGAUUAUGGUGUCCAGAGAAGUAAAGGAGAGUGGAACAAAAACCAACGAAAAGGAGUUAAAGAAUGACAGAGGUUUGUCUGUUUCCGAAAACCAACGGAACUCCACAGUCUCUACCUCCUCAAACACCUCCAGCUCUUCCAGGAGCUCCUGUGACUCUACAAUGUUUGGUUCUCCCUCACCAGAGCCACUACGGGAGGUCACACUGUCCCCAGAGGAAGCAACCCAAAGGCUUUUGCAACUCCAGGAAACAGUUUGUCAGGCUGUACCCCGACUCAUGAACUUUGUAAGUAGCCGCUGGAGAAGCCGUGAGCAUCUGGGCCAGCACCUCCAGGAGAUUCGUGCAGCCUCAGAGGAUGUGGCCAACUCAGUCACCUCCUUUCUCAAUUUUGCUCUGGAUAUCAGAGGUAACACACAGCGGCUUUCUGACUCUAACCUGCAGACCAGGCUCCAGAAGCAGCUCUCUAUUGUGGAGGACUCAGGACUGAUUGUGCAGACAUCUGUGAAUGCUCUAGGUGACUUAGGCUGGUCUCUGGAUGUCCUGGCUCAGGAUCCGGGGCAGCCACAGACUCCAGACAAGCUGGAGCGCUUUGUCAUGGUUGCCCGAACUUUGCCGGAAGACAUAAAACGGCUGGUAUCCAUUAUUAAUGCCAACAGCAAGCUUCUGUUCAGAAACUCUUCAAAAGAGCCAGAAAUGCCAAAGAACACCAGUCCACCACAUGGGAGGAAAAUCCUUGGCAAGAAUGAACCACCGUUAGAUAAAGAGGGGGAUGAUGAUUAUGUACAUCUUCAGACCAAGACAGAAUUUGAAAAGCAACAGCAAAGUGAAGAAAAAAACAACAUAAAAUUGGACACAAGUCAAGACAACAAGACUAAACAGGCUUCCAAACCAGAGCCUACAUUCUCCGAUAGCACAAGCAAACAUCCCGGCAAGCCGGUGAUUUCUGACCACUGCCGGCUGUAUUUUGGCGCCAUCAGGAAGGCCAUUGCUGUGUUUGUUUCUAGCCUGGAAGAGGAACAACCCCCUGAGAAGUUUAUAUCCCACAGUAAGCUGGUGAUCAUGGUGGGCCAAAGGCUAAUAGACACCCUUUUUUCUGAGGCCCAGAGCAGGGAUGACAGUCAGGAACUUCUGUGUAAAAGCAACCACUUGUGUGCCCUCCUCAAGCAACUGGCAGUAGCCACCAAAAAAGCAGCGCUGCAUUUUCCUGACAAAAUGGCAAUCAAGGAAGCACAGGACUUUGCCAAAGAACUGGCUCAGAGGGCAAACCAAUUUCGUAUGUUUCUGGACAGUUAAGGGGUUUGUGAAAGGACAGCAGUAUGGUGUCAGUCAGACACAUACUUACAUGUUACAUGCAAGUGUAUAUUUUUCUCUGUUUUACUUGGUCAGUUCUUCUAUGAGUGUGUUAAAAAAACAAAACAAUGCGAGACAUUUAGUGCAGUUAGCACAUUCAGCUAUGUCUAAUGCAUAUUUAUUAAAGGAACACUGGAGAAGCAAUAAAAUACCAGGAUAGAUAGAGAUAUGGUUAGACUAGCACUAGAUUAAAAUGAAGACUAGAACGUCUUUCAAAAGCAGCAUACAAAUGUGGCAUUGCCUUAAUAGGUGUGUUGACUUCAGUAGCUAGCCUAACUUUAUAUAUUAUAGCAUUUAUUAUUUUCACUUAAACAAAACAUGCACAUUUUUUUUUUUUUUUGAAGCCAGAUGUUGUAGCCAGAAUUUCAAUGAGAAUAAUUAGCAGUGCUUUCCAAAAUGAUUGCCAUCCUUCUCAAAAUGAGCGGAAAAAAAAGUUGUAUAAGAUAAACAUUACACACAAUAAUUCUACUUUUCCACUCAGACAACAGAAGAAACUAUUCUGCUCUGUUCUAACAAAAAAUCACUCUUGUAUUUCUGUCAGAUAUGGGAAUAUAUGCCAAAAUUAUUGAUAGCCUAAGGAAUAUUUUAAGUAAAUACAAACAAAUAAAAAACAACCUGUAUUAUUUUUCAUAUGAUCUGUAGCAAUGUCCUGUUUCCUGGGGAAUAAACAAAUAUAUAUAUUAUUAUAUUACAAAAUUAUAUUAAAUUGUAGUCUUUUUUUAUGUUACCCUAGGAACACAAAAGAGACAGAAGAGAGCGUUAUAGGAAGAUACUCAGUUGUCUAUCCAAGGCAAAUCACGAAAUAUCAUUUAUAUUACAAUUAUAAUAUAAAUAUUUUUACGGAUGCUGAUCAAAUAAGUGAAAUAAGUGUUUUUAUUAAAAAAAAUACCUAAAAGGUUUCAUUUGAAACCUAAAUGCUAUGUUACCUUUUUAAAUAAAAUUAUACAUUGUAUAUUUGAGCACAAAAUAUUUCUUCUUGGGUUGCUGGUUCUUUUUUUUUUUUUUUUUUAAUAUUAUUAUAUUGAUUUUUUUUGCUUAUAUUAAAAGACAAAUAAUUCUGGAAGCUACUUUAUGUACAUUGUAGAGGAAGAUACAAUACGUAAGUAUUUUUGUACAUUUUAUGAUGUUUUGUUUCUUUAAACAAAAAAAAUUCUUUAAAUUUUUUUUUGCCAGAUUUUGUUUUUCCAUCUGUUGGGCUCAC